AUGCAUUCUACAACCGGUCAAACAUCAUCAACAGUAUCAUCAUCUUCAAAUUCUACAUCAUCAUCAUCUAAGGCAGCAACUAAUAUCGAACAAUAUCAUUAUCCACCUAUAUCAACACUUCGUCGACCGAGUCGACCAAGUAAUAUUGAUUUAUCUAUAUUUGAUGUAAAUAAUAGUCAGCCAUCAAAUGAUCCUGGUAUAUAUUCAGCACCAAUAUGUCAUUUAAAACAAACUCAUAAUGCAAGUCAACAUCAUCCACAUCAUAUACAACAAUCAUCAUUAAUAUUAUCACCUCAUCCACAUACAGCUACAUUUCAUUAUCAACCACAACAACAACAACAACAACAUAUUCAAUUAUCUUCUCAUCAUCAUCAACAACCACAGCAACAUAAUAUCCAUCAAUAUCAGCAACAAGCUCAUCAUCAUCAGCAACAACAACAACAUAUACUCGAUCCUUUUUCUCAACAUCAACAUACACCUCAUACAUUUCCAUUACAAACAUCAUCAAAUCAUUAUCAGCAUUAUUUUCAUUUUCCACCAUCAACACAAAAUCUUGGAACAACAAACAAUUCAACACCACCAGCAUAUAAUCAAUUAACAUUACAAGCUAAUGUAACAAGUAAUGGUCAUCUUUCACCAUUAAAUCAUCGUUCAAAUCCUGUAUCAUCAUCAACAACAAAUACAAGUCAACCAUCAACACCAACACAUAAUAAUCGUUUACUUGCUGUACAAAUUCAAGAACAACAACAAUGGUCUAAUCCAGUUUUAAGUCCAUUUAUGGUUAAACGAAUGAAUGAAGGAGGAAAUGUUGUUACAUCAAUGAAUAUUGAUGAUGACGAAGAUCCAUCAGCGUCCAUAGAUGCUCUUGUUGCUGAUGUUGAUUCAAAUUCACAAGAUUUACUUGAUGAUCAACAAAGUAAAUCUGUUGAUGAGAAUAAAACAACAUCAACAACACCAUUAAAUGAAUCUCGAGUAAGUGCAACAUCACCAUCACCACAUUUGUAUCUUCGUAGUACAUCACAUAUAUUAACAACACCACCAAACCCACUUGCAUCAAAUGAUCAUCCCGAUAAUCAAUUAACAGUUGGAAAUAAUUUUCAAAAAACUUUUAGUCCUAUACAUAGUGCAGGUUUUGAAAUUCCAACAAAUCAUAACGUACAAAUAUCAUCAUCAUCAACAACAACAAGAACAUCUUUUUUUACAUUUGAUACAAAUGUUCUAAAAGAAAAUGAUUUAAAAAAUCAUUUAAAUGAUGAAAAUAAAGAAGAUAAACAAGAUCAAAUGACUAAACCAUUAAUUAUAAAUACAGAUGAACGAUUAAAUAUCAUGUCAACAAAUAGUUUAAAUCAAGAUGAUAAUAGUAAUCAUAGUUCGACUAAUAGUAAUAGUCAAAAUACAUCAUCAAGAACUUUUAGUCAGAUUUUACAAUCGUCCGGAGAAAAAAAUCGAUUAUCUUCUUCAUCAACUGAUGUUAAAGUAUCACCAUUAGGUUCAACAAAUAAUAAUAAUAAUAAAUCUCAAACAACAAUGUCGUCAUUAUCACCUCAACAACAAACAAAUCGACAUUAUUGUACUCACCCAGAUUGUACAAAAAUAUUUGCUAAUAAAAGUGCAUUGGCUAAACAUAAACUUACACAUUGUCAAGAUAGAAAACAUAAAUGUUCAAAAUGUAAUAAAGGUUUCAAACGACUUGAUCAUCUCCAUGGUCAUAUGUUAACACAUGAAGAAGAAAAACCACAUAAAUGUCGUGUACCAGAUUGUAAUCGAACUUAUUGUGAUGCUCGAUCAUUAAAACGACAUAUUGAAAAUGCUCAUCAAAAUAUUUUAGCUGCUAUACAUCAAGGUGGACAUGAUGAAUAUAAACAUUUUUUACCGGAAACAGCAUGUGUUAAAACAAAAGAUUUAAGUAGUGAUUUUUCAAAUGAUUCAAUUGAUCAUAAUUCACCUCGUUCAUCAUCAAUUGAUAAUGAACAAACAUAUCAUAUGAAUCAACAAAUUCGAUCAACAAAUGGACAAAAACUAAUGCCAACAUAUACAUUUGAUGAAGAAAAAUGUGUUGAAUGUCAUAUUUGUAAAAAAAGUUUUAAAAAUGGUGCAGCACUUAAUGGUCAUAUGCGUUUACAUGGUGGAUUUAAUGAUAAACAAACACCACCACCACCAGCAACAGAAAAUAUACCGAAAAAAAAGCGUUUAACACAACCAAUAAGUAAUGAACGUCGUUCAACAAAACGUAAACGACUGAAUUCUCCUUCAUCAUCCAAUGAUUCAAAUACACAAUCAUUAUUUCAAUGUAUAAUGCCCAUUAAAAAUGAAGAAGAAGAUAUUAUUAUGAUGCCAUCAACAUCAAAUACAACUAAUAAUCUUUAUCAACAGACAAUGUAUCCAACAUUACCACCAUGUUCCGAUGUAUUACAUCAUCGUUCUUAUGAUCGAAUACCAUCAUCACGUACACGUUCAAUAUCAUCAUCUGUUAUUCAACAUGAAACAACUCCAUUAAUACAAUAUAAUAUUAAAAAUCCGAUGAGUGUACAACCAAUAACAAAUAUUCCAAAACAAAAUCGAAAACAAAUUCCAUUACCAUUAUAUUUAUAUGAUAAAAAUAAUAAUCAUCAUUAUGGAUUUGAUAUACAUGCAAAUGAUGAAACAAUUCAUAAUAGAAUUCAUAUGCCAAAUAGUGCCAAUAAUUCAUUAAAUAUACCAAAUGGAAUAUUGAGAUUUGAUCCUUUUGCAAAUUCAGAAAUGUUUCCAAAUGUAACAACAUUUCAAUCUCAUGAUGAUAAAUUUAGAAAAACUUUAUCAGCUGAUGAAACUUUAAAAUAUUACCAUCAUGAUAGACAGAUAAAUGGUCUUUCACAAUCAAACCAUCCUCAACAUCAUCCAUAUUUUCGAUCAACAACUAAUCAACAUCCAGGAAAUUUUCCUCAAUUUUCCAUGCCUCCACGUUCAACUUCAACCAUAGCUCCAAAUAUUUUUCAUCAAUUUUUUUGUCAUACAAAUGAUUUAUUCAAUAAGGAUAUUUAUCUACCACGUACAGAAAUUUUCAAUCAACAUCAUUCAACAUCCGAUGAAUCUAAUCGUUAUACACCAUCUACAAGUCCAUAUACAGCACAAUUAUAUCAUUCACCGUCACCACAUAUUGUUCAUUCACCCGGUGAUAGAAUAUCUAAUCCUACUUCAUCACUUAUAAAUACUCCGGUUACAUCCCCUUAUUCAAAUAUAAAUACUAGUCACUGUUCACCAUCAUCAUCUAAUGAUAUGUGCAAUAAUAAUAAUAAUAAUAAUAAUAAUACUAAUAAUAAUACAAAUAAUUCAUCAAUAAUUAACAGUAGACAAUCAUCACCACUUGCAAAUUCAACAUCAUCACAUGCUGUACUAAAAAAACGUAUUUUAAAUGCAUUAAAACAAGAAGCACAAGAUGAACAACAAAAUAAUCAAAUAAUACCAGACUGUUCACCUUUUAUGGAACAAAAUAAUGAUCAAGAUAAACAACAAAUAAAUACUGAAAAUUCUUCAGAAGAUCCAACAUCAUCAUUAAUACUUAAAACAAUUUCUGAUAAUAAUAAUUUAACAAUCGAUAUAACAACAAAAAAAUCAACAUCAGGCUUUCUUAUUACAUCACCAUCAUCAUCAUCAACUGUUACAAAUUCAUCAACAUCAACAUCAUCAACUAAUACACAUUUUAAUUAUGAAAAUAUUUCUUCAACGAUGAUUCCAUCCAAAACAUCCGAUAAUAAUAAUAAUAAUAAUAACAAUUCUAAUAGUAGUUCAUUUCAAUGGCCAUCACAAAUUUCACAAUUUCGUCGUCCUCAAAAUCUUAAUAUAGGUAGCCAAACACCAAAUCCACUUCCAACAACACCUUAUACACCACCGCCAAUGCUUAGUCCAUUUCGAAAAGGUCCAGGUCUUUAUUAUCAUGUUUUCGCUCAAACAACACCAGUUGCACAACAAACAUCGACUGUAGCAACACCUGUUCUACCAUUUACACCAAUACCUGAUGAAAUAUCAGGACCUAAAAUUAAUAUCGGAAAUGAUUAUCAAGCUAUUAUUCCAAAACUUCAAAUGAAAAUUGACAAUGAUGAUACAGAUCAUGAUGAGUUAUUAUUUUCUCCAUCUCAACUUCCAUAUCUUGAUGAACAAUCACUUGAAAAAUAUGAACAAUUAAGUCGAACAAAUCCUUUGUUAUUUUCUCCACGUCAUUCUCCAACAUUAUAUCCAAUAGAAGUGGUAUAUAUGUUAUUACAUGAAUAUAAUGGUGAUUUACAACGUACGUUAGCUGCUUUACUUGAUGGUACAGCUCAAAAUAUAAAACAAUGUCGACCAUUACAUCGAUAUCAUUUUCCUGAAUGUGAUAUAUGGACUAAACAAGAAAUUGAUGCAUUUACAAAAGCAAUGGAAACAUUAGAAAAAAAUUUUCCACUUGUUAGUCGAGCAGUUGGAACCAAAAGUGUAAAACAAUGUAUUGAGUUUCAUUAUAUGCCAAAAGUAAAUAUCAUAGCUCGAGAAACAGGAAUGAAUUUAUUAACAGCAAAACGAAAACGAUUACAAAUGCUAAAGCAUAAACAACAAUUACAAAAACAAGCACUUGAUGAUGAAACAUCAUUAUCAUUGAAUGAAUUUCGUCUCGAUAAUGAUGGUGUAACAGUGAAUAGUGAUAAUUCUUCAAUAGCUCAUUUUUGCUGUGAUAUUGACAAUUGCUUACAGACAUUUACAAGUGAACGAGCAUAUCGUGCUCAUCGUAAUGAUCAUCGUCGUAUAAAGAACAAUAUAACACGACCGACAAAUUCAAAACGAAGCCGAAAUCUUGAUUUGAACAAGUGA
Messenger RNA from Rotaria sp. Silwood2, 4818 nucleotides. The record is from the annotation of a GenBank genome assembly. NCBI's taxonomy places the organism in Eukaryota, Metazoa, Rotifera, Eurotatoria, Philodinida, Philodinidae.